Messenger RNA from Symbiodinium necroappetens, 1814 nucleotides. The record is from the annotation of a GenBank genome assembly. NCBI's taxonomy places the organism in Eukaryota, Dinophyceae, Suessiales, Symbiodiniaceae.
GUGGAGCCUGGUACAAGGGCCGCUGGUACGAUCAGAACACUGUCUCGGCCUUACAGCAGCCACUGUCUCUGCACUCCUCGGAGUUUGCCAGCUCUUUCACCCCGUGGGCGUCUCGGCCUGCUGCGUAUCAGCGUGCUCAGGGAAAGGAACUUCGCCGCGCGCGCCGAGCCAACCUCUUAAUGCAGGCUGAUCAAGCCAUUAGUUCGGGGUCCAGUGGGUCCAUACUGACACCAGAGGAGGAACUAGACACCAUGCGCAAACACUUUACGCAGGACAGCUCUCUCCCCGUCGACAGCCGAGAGCUGCAAGUUUUUCUGGACAAGCUUCCGGCUCGCAAGGCGCCACUUCAGCCGCCAGACAACUGGGCCAAGGUCGUUCACCGUCUCUACAAGGCGGACUUCAGAUCUGCUUGGACCUUACAUCAGCAUUUGACUAUUCCCCUGCUCUUCGCGGCAUUCAUGACACUCGUCACGCGACGACUCAGCUCACGCCUUACAACUGAAUGGGUGGAGCGAUGUUUAACCAUGUUUGCCGACGACUUCCACAUUGGCCAGUGCUUUCACAGCUACCAUGAGCUUGAAACGCUCAGCUCACGGAUAGGCUAUAUCAUGUCCACAUUACGGAACCAUGGCAUGAGCGUCCACGCCACCAAGGCGAAGGCAAUCAUCACGAUUGAAGGCACCAAACGCAGCACUGCAGUCAAGAAGCUUGUACGCACCAGUGAAGACGGCAAGCUCUUUCGAAUACACACCAAACAAGGCGACGAAUUUCUUCCGCUCGUACGACAGGCAGAUUACCUAGGAGCAGUUACCACCUAUGAUUCCCACGCUUCUGCCACUCUGCGUCGCCGUACCUUGUUGGCUAAGGAUCAGACUCUGGCGGGCCACUGUGUGGCCAUGCCUGGCGUAUGGCUUGGAGGUAUGUGCCCAGCCCAUAUCACGCAUGAGUCAGACAUCGACUUGCUGGUGAGGAGCCGGAUGAUCCUCAUGUUCUCCCAUACGACCACGACUGGAACUUACACCUUGCCAGCCGUCUCACGUCGGUUCCUAAGCACCCCUUUGACCGCGCUCGACACUCCGUUGACGGUGUACCUACUUGUUUCCGUGUCCAUAGAGCCGGCCCCUCAGAAGGGCGUGGAGAGCUUCGGCAGCGUGCUUGUGGCAGCGGGGAAGAGGGGAACGGAAGAGAAGCCGACAGGCGCACCCCAGGGCAAGGGCUUUCAGGGCAAGGGCGGGCGUCGUCGUCCGGGCAAGAACCAGAACGGGCGCCCGCAGAGCGACAGCGGCAACUCCAGCUUUCUCAGUGGUUCCACCACGGACGGGGAGGAUGCCGAACUGCUCCAUCUCGUAGCUCGGGCCAUUGUCCGUCACGAGGACACUUUGAAUGUCCUUCGUCGCUCCACCGGAUGGGUCUUCUGGAUCCGAUCGGGAGACCACUCGAUUCUGCCCACGUUGGUCGAUCUGGCGAGCAAAUGGCGCGAGGUUGCGGAGAAGCAGGAGAUUCAGGCAGAUCAUAUCAGCCUCAGGGUGACCCUUCUCUGGGGCAUCUUCACGACCUUGAAGGAGAAGCUGUCCCAUCUCUCACAGGAGCAGCUGGCCUACGCCAAUCGCGCCUCGUGGAUCGACACGUCGAGCAACUGGAAUUUCCAGCGAUGGGACCCCCAGCAUCAGAUGCUCAUUGUGGACACCUCCCGUCCCCCCCUCAGCCUGGCCCAGAUCCAGGAAAGCCUUGCCACCCUUCUUCGGGUGAUCAACGGGGACACCCUCACACGGUUCGCAGCCACGAAGGGCAUCAGCGCUGACACGCAGGGCACA